UUUAACGUCAAUUUCCACCAAGGGACCCUAGUUUUGAUGAUCUACUGUUUUUUCCCCACUCAUUUACUGCUCCAGCAAAUUUUCAUCUGGCAACACUGGUCAUCACUGUCAUCUAGUUUUAGGUUAGGUUAAGGAGUGUUGUUAUUAUGUAAAAUAAAUAUUUCAUUUGAAAUAUUUUCGAAUUCUUGAGGAAAAAUGAAUUCCAGAGUUAUCAAUAAUGUUGGGAAAACUGGAAUCAAAUAUAGUUUCAUUCCCUUUGCCAGUCUAUUUGGGGUCGAUAAACUUGAAAAUCUCACAGAAACUGAACUAAAAGCAGACAAAACUGUAGAGGAAUCUGGUUCUGAUAGAUUAAAACGGAUGUUCUCAGUGGAUGAGUUCGGUAGCAUUUCGAAAGAAGUAAGUUCAAUUUUACAAGUAGCAGCAAUGAGCACUUUCAUUGGAGGAAUGUAUGGAGGGAUAAUUAACAGCAGAACUGCUUAUUUGGAAUUCAUGAAAAACAAUGAAGCAACAAAGUUCACUACUCAUUUAGAAGCUAAGCAAAAACUACAAGAUAAAGUUACAAUAAGUUUUGGUAAAGGAGCUUUCAAAUGGGGUUGGAGACUAACACUGUUUUGUACAUCUUUUGUAGGAAUAGCAACAACUGUGCAAGUCUAUAAAGGAAAAUGUGGUAUUAUGGAAUAUGUGGCUGCAGGAGGUCUAACAGGAGCCCUUUACAAAUUCAAUAUGGGUCCCCGUGGAUGGAUUGUUGGUGGUGGUUUAGGUUCUCUUUUGGGCCUUAUAUGUGGAGGAACCACAGUAGGACUUUUGAAACUAGGAGGUAUUUCAAUGGAAGAUGCCCGAUAUUGGCAGUAUCAAUGGAAAGAUCACCGAAAUGAAUAUUUCCGUAAAGGAAUGGAGGAGUAUUUAGAAAAAGAAGACUUCGCUGUAAUCAAGUUACAUGACGACAAAGUAGGUGAAGCUGGUAAAGAUAUAAAAAAUUUAAAUUUAAAUGAUAGGAAACAUGUAGAAAGUGAAAAAUAAACCAUCCGACC
This is a messenger RNA of Phaedon cochleariae (mustard beetle), 1031 nucleotides long. The record is from the annotation of a GenBank genome assembly. NCBI's taxonomy places the organism in Eukaryota, Metazoa, Arthropoda, Insecta, Coleoptera, Chrysomelidae.